Molecule: messenger RNA, 1368 nt
Organism: Puccinia triticina
Lineage: Eukaryota; Fungi; Basidiomycota; Pucciniomycetes; Pucciniales; Pucciniaceae
Exons: 3
Coding region: 1-1368 (455 amino acids)
Source: RefSeq, a predicted model, not a curated record
AUGUCGUUGAGCUCAAAUCAAAGCAUGGUCAGCAUGUACCUCCAAUCGUUGCAUCAUGCCCCAGGAAACCCUCAAUUAGGACACAAUCAAGAUGAUCAUUCAAACAGCUCUUCAAAAUCUUCUGAAUAUCCCGAAUCCCCUCUUCCUCACGAUGUUAUUUCUCAAUUUCCAACCUCGGCUCCAGCUCAAUUGCCAACCCCAGCUCCAACUGAGGUGUUUCCAUUUGAAUGUCAUAUCUCAUACGCGCUAUACUUGGAGCAGCGAAACCAAAAGAAGGAGAUGACCUGGAAACCAGCCAAAUCAAACAAUCCUAAGCUCUCAUUUACGAUCAAUCCGAAUGAACUUGCCUUUGAGGAGUUCAAAAAGGAUGUUGCGUCAGCGUGUAAUGCCGCUCUUUCCGGUGUCGAUAAGACAAUUGCAAAAGCUGGCAAGAAAGGCAUUCCAGCAAUUGAAUGGAAAGCGUUUAUCCCGAAUCAUCGAGUUCAUCCAAAGUCUCAUCCAAUCAAUCUUGCAAAUCCAGCCGAUUAUCGCCGUUGGAUCGAGCUGAUAUCAGCAAGACCCACUCCACGAAGGGCGGGGGUGUUCCUGAGUCAAGAAAACCCAAACAAGAAGAAAGUCAAGGCCCACCACGAGAGCCUGGUUGCGAAGACGAACCAUCGACUCAAUGUAAAAGAAGGCUCGAGUAACCAGGCAGGCGUUGAUAACAACAACGAUGAAGACAUGGAUGAUGAUUCAGAGAACGAGGGUUCGGUGAUCCAAGAUCAAGAGCUCUACAUGUCCCAAAUUUACGGAAAAUACGGCAUGAAUAAAGAUUACGACCGCUUCAAUCCUGCCUAUCCGCAUCCGACCGAUGAUUCAAAGUACCUCCCUUUGACAGAUGGUAAUGUGCGCAAGUGGGCAGAUGCGUUGCUUGCAAGAAUGGCUGGGGUCUCGCUUUUAUCCCCUCCUUCCGAUCUUGUAUUCCGUACUGUCACAAAGAAGCCUGUGGCUCCGGCGCCACCUGCAGGAUCUCAAACACACGAUCUGUCGGUCAUUUCAACUGCGGUGACGGUGCUGCUUGAAAAAGCAGUUGAAGAACACAGGCCACCUCAAUCAGCUGACACCUCCGAGUCUAAUCCUCGCUGCCUCUCGCCUGACAUACUUCGAACUCAUACGAUUGGUGACUAUCUUGCCUUCAUCGGGUGUGACUCUACUGAGGUUGAAGAUCUCACCAACAUACUAAAACCAAAUGGUUUCAACUCUUACAAGAAUUUUGGCUCGUCUCACUUAGACAAUGACUCUCUCCAAAAGUUGGGCCUUAGCUUGGGCAUUGUUAUUCGACUCCUAGAUAAUGUUGCAAACUUUUCUAGACACCUCAAGGGGAUCUGA